AUGCCUUCUUUACCAGCGUCGUGGGCUACUGACGAGCCUCAAGCAUCCUUGUGGCUAGAACAAGUCAUAAAUGCUGGUGUCAACAUUGGUUCGAUGGCUUUCGGCGUACAUAUGGCCGUCUAUGCCACAUGCACUUACCACUUGUAUCGAUCGAAGAAAUUUCCUUGGAUGCAGCAGAUCUACAUUACCGUGCUAUUUAUUCUCGCAGCGGUUACUAUCGCGUGCAACAUCAACUUCAAUGAACUAGCAUGGAUCGAUGAGCGAAAUUAUAAAGGCGGUAGGUCUCCGGUCAAGGGGUCAAAGAGCGUUAAUGUUGACGACAGCCCGUCAGGCCCUCUGGCAUUUAUUAACGAGCAAGAAGCCUUACCUGUUGACACGAUCGGGAACUCUGCCGGCCUCGUAAUUACUUUUUUGGUUGAUUCGUUACUGAUAUACCGGUGUUGGGUAGUCUGGAAUAGCAAUUACUAUGUAAUCAUCCUUCCCAUCUUGAUGCUCAUCGCCUCGACAGUAUUGUCAUGUCUCCAGACUAUUGCUGCCUCCCAACCCGCUUCUAGCCUUUGGGCCGCAAACACUGUCAAGUUUGGGCUGCCUUACUUCUCUUUGACCAUGACACUCAACAUGCUUGUCACCACCAUCAUCAUAACCCGUCUUCUUUUAGCGAGGAGGAAGAUUCGUUCAAUCAUGGGUGAUACACAUGGGCGUGAGUACACCAGCGUCGCUGCCAUGCUAGUCGAAUCAGCCCUCCCGACGGCCUUGGUUAGCAUGGUAUUGAUCGCCCUGUACGCCCAAGGCAACACCACGAUGACUUUGUUCUUCCCACUUCUUCCCCAAGUUCAGGCUCUGGCUCCCCAGCUCAUUUUUAUCCGGGUCCUUCGCGGGCGCGCAUGGUCCAAGGAGACAAUGAACCCGAACGUCAGCAAACGGACCCUUCAAUUUACCCAGUCUUCGUCUGGGACGUUUGCUGGUCCUGUGACACGAGCAAGAAAAACGGAGACGUCAAGUUUCGACUCUCACGAGCUUUCCACGAUUAGGAUGGGAGAUAGCUCCUUCAUAGAGAAGUAA
Messenger RNA from Laccaria bicolor S238N-H82, 1062 nucleotides. RefSeq lists its product as uncharacterized. The record is from RefSeq and is a predicted model, not a curated record. The transcript has 5 exons. Bases 1 to 1062 code for a protein of 353 amino acids. NCBI's taxonomy places the organism in Eukaryota, Fungi, Basidiomycota, Agaricomycetes, Agaricales, Hydnangiaceae.